This is a messenger RNA of Eurytemora carolleeae, 518 nucleotides long. RefSeq lists its product as uncharacterized. Gene Ontology annotation, biological process: synapse organization. The record is from RefSeq and is a predicted model, not a curated record. The transcript has 6 exons. Gene Ontology annotation, cellular component: neuron projection membrane. The coding region runs from base 39 to 518 and encodes 159 amino acids. NCBI's taxonomy places the organism in Eukaryota, Metazoa, Arthropoda, Copepoda, Calanoida, Temoridae.
AGAACUUCGUUUUCUAACAAUAGUGAAUUUCUAUAAAAAUGUUGAUUCAGUUCCUCGUUCUAUUCUUGGGACUAAUCGGAGAUUCUGAAGUUAGAACUGAGUCUGGAUUCAAACUUUGGUCUGAAGGUCCAAAUUUUGAUACAGAUCUACCGCAAGAUGUGACCGGGGUUACUGGAGAAACAGCUUAUCUUAGCUGCAGAGUUUUUGAUAGAGAAAAUAAAACGAUAUCCUGGAUACGACACUCUGAUCUACAUAUCCUCACAGUGGGUCGAUACACCUAUACAGCUGAUCUACGCUAUCAAUCUAUCUACAAUCCAUCUACUGACGAAUGGAUUCUUCAGAUCAAGUUCUUGAAAGAGGAGGACAGUGGUAUGUACGAAUGCCAGGGAGUUCAAAUAUUUAAAGUUAUUUUUAUUCUAAAAAAAGCAAGUUUUGUCCCCGAUUGGGGUUGCACUUUAUAUUUUACCAAUGGAGAAACUGUUGACAGUGUCCGGGAAAGAANCUACUAUACGAAGUAG